Messenger RNA from Striga hermonthica, 1614 nucleotides. The record is from the annotation of a GenBank genome assembly. Lineage: Eukaryota; Viridiplantae; Streptophyta; Magnoliopsida; Lamiales; Orobanchaceae.
AUGUCAGGACCUUUGGAUCGAUUUGCCAGGCCUUGUUUUGAUGGUUCAUCUGGUAGUGAUGAGAGAAAAGAAAGAAAGUCCGAUUUCGAAAAUUCUGAGGAUGAAAGGAGAACGAGGAUUGGUUCUUUGAAAAAGAAAGCACUCAAUGCAUCUACCAAGUUCAAACACUCUCUCAAGAAAAAAGGCGGCCGAAGAAAGAGUGAUGGUAGAGUCAGUUCUGUCUCGAUUGAGGAUAUCCGAGAUGCUGAAGAACUUAAAGCUGUUGAGUCUUUUAGACAAGCCCUGAUAUUGGAUGAGUUGCUACCUGAGAAAUUUGAUGAUUACCAUAUGAUGUUGAGGUUUCUGAAAGCAAGGAAGUUCGAUAUUGAAAAAGCUAAGCUUAUGUGGGCUGAUAUGAUUCAGUGGAGGAGAGAAUUUGGUACUGAUACUAUUCUGGAGGAUUUUGAAUUCAAAGAGCUGGGUGAGGUUUUGAAGUAUUACCCUCAUGGCUAUCAUGGUGUUGAUAAAGAGGGAAGACCAAUAUACAUCGAAAGGCUGGGUAAAGUUGAUGCAAAUAAACUCAUGCAAGUAACGACUAUGGACCGUUAUGUAAGAUACCAUGUGAAAGAAUUUGAGAGAAGUUUCGCCAUUAAGUUUCCAGCUUGCACCAUAGCUGCAAAACGGCACAUUGAUUCAAGCACGACAAUUUUAGACGUUCAAGGCGUGGGUUUGAAAAACUUUACCAAGAGUGCUCGGGAGCUCAUCACGCGCCUCCAGAAGAUUGAUGGCGAUAAUUAUCCUGAGACUCUUCAUCAAAUGUUUAUCAUUAACGCCGGUCCAGGUUUUAGGCUACUCUGGAAUACCGUAAAGAAUUUCAUAGACCCAAAGACAGCCACUAAGAUUCAUGUUCUUGGGAAUAAAUACCAGAACAAGUUGCUUGAAAUUAUUGAUGCCAGUCAAUUGCCCGAUUUUUUGGGAGGAAUGUGCACUUGCGCUGACCAAGGAGGAUGCCUUCUUUCUGAUAAAGGACCAUGGAAGAAUCCAGAGAUACUUAAGAUGGUGCUUAGUGGUGAAGCACGGCGUGCAAGGCAAGUUGUUAAGAUCAUCAACAGUGACGGGAAGGUAGUAUAUGCAAAGCCUCAUUAUUCUAUGGUAAAAGGUAGUGAUACAUCUACAGCAGAGUCUGGUUCCGAAGCUGAAGACAUUGCUUCACCCAAAGCCACUAAGAGUUACUCACACCUUCGUUUGACACCAGUUCGUGAGGAGGUACGGAAGCUUCCGGAAGCUCCGGUGCAGACGAAUGAGGAAUUUACUUUCGAGACGGGCCCAAAGGAGGAGCUAAGGCCUCCAUCUCCCAUGCGUUCGUUCACAGAAGCCGAGGUGCUUUCGACAGUGAUGAAGAAGCUGGGAGAGCUCGAGGAGAAAGUGGGGUUGUUGGAAUCGAGGCCUUCUGCAAUGCCGUGCGAGAAAGAGGAACUACUCAAUGCAGCCGUUUAUCGGGUGGAUGCUCUCGAGGCCGAGUUGAUUGCCACCAAAAAGGCCUUAUACGAGGCCCUGAUGAAACAAGAGGAGCUGCUGGCUUACAUAGACAGUCAAGAAGAAGCGAAGUACCGGAAGAAGAAGUUUUGCUGGUGA